Molecule: messenger RNA, 3669 nt
Organism: Blastomyces gilchristii SLH14081
Lineage: Eukaryota; Fungi; Ascomycota; Eurotiomycetes; Onygenales; Ajellomycetaceae
Exons: 2
Coding region: 1979-3091 (370 amino acids)
Source: RefSeq, a predicted model, not a curated record
GCAAGAUGCUUCUCUUUUCCCCAUCCCCCAGCCGAAGUUCUUCGGGCCUUCAAGUUUAGAAAUGACCCUACAUGAGGAAUCCACGCGUUCUGGAGAUAGCUUGAUUACGCAGCGUAGAUUUUAUGAAAGGUCAGGGUGAAUUCAGCUUUCUAUAUUAUUUGGCCGACUGCCUGUCCCGCUGAUGUCUCCGGACUAUCAUACAAGCUUGGAGCGACGAACUCUUAGAGAUCUCGAUUGGACGGCCCUGCCCAAUGAAACGUGCCUUGCAGCCUUGGUUCAACGGAUCGAUGUCUGUGUGUGAUAAUCUCUCUGGGACUUUUUAAAAGUGUUCCUUCCGGUCAGCGAUGGCUCCCCGUCUGGGGCUGCUACGUCGUCCUCUUGUCAAACUCACGGAUACAAUACAGUUUUCUGCUUUAAUGCCCAUUGUUGCCCACUGAAGCAAAUGAUGAAAUGUCGAAACUGGAACUCCCAGUUGAGCAAGAGGGUUUCCGUUCAAACUGGCGCCCAAAAAUAGUUGGAUUGUGCUAGUGGUGAAAUGGCUAUCCUAAAUUGCUUUUUUUUGGAUGGUCUUCUCAGACUGGAAAUGUGCGCUGCACGGACGUUGAUGUACUCCGUACUAUGAAAGCCACAUAGCAGGGUUCUGAGGAACCAUCGAGCCCGUUCACAGAGGAGAUUUCUGCUUGCUAGUACGGAGUACCCCAUAUAGAGUAAAAGUGACCGGCUUCCAUGUCAAGGCCCCGGCAACGAGUCACUGAACCAACGCCAGAUCUGCUGAUAUUUGACGAUAUCAUUGGCUUGUGAGGUGGCAGUUCAUUAUCCCCGACAGUUUUCGCCCCUUUCUUUGGGGUUCACCGCCGUUGGUAAGCUAGUAAGGGGCACACAUUUAAGGAUUAACGUUUGUUUUUUCGAGUCUACAGCGUACACCACACACGUGCAAUUUUGUGUCAACAUUAUGAGGGGCAGGUUUGGCUGUGAUGCCAUUCGCCACGGUGUUCUCAGGCACUGUUCGACCGAUAUCAGGACGCGUUUGGCAGGAUGAGAGGCGCGGAUAGCGAGUAGGUUGCUGAGGAAGCCCGUCAGCUAUAUAUACCAGCGUAUAAACCUACCGUUUUCCGAACCUCUCAAAUUUUUUGAAUGCUGACGUCCAACCAAAGCCUACGGCAACAUCACGUCGAACCAACGCCAACUUAGGCUCACUUCAAACCCCCACAUCACAUCGCGACUAGAAGAAAUAGCCUCAGAAUUAACCACUCGCAAAAAGGUGGGUUUUGUUUCCUUUGGGUUUACUAUGGUAAACCGGAGAGCGAAGUCAUCGAAAAGUAUGCCCUACAAAGUACCGUGCCUACGGUAUCCAUAGCCGCAUCCGUAUAUAAGCAGUAGGAGGAUGGAGAUACCUUUCAACGCUAUCGAGGAGCCUAGGUACUAUAGUCGAUCACUCCUGGCUGAGUGAGAGCUAGCAUAUUAAAGAGAAACCCUCCGGGCUCUAUCCAGUCUGAUUGCCCACCUCAGUCCCCAGGGACCACACACCAGUCAAUUCCCACCCACUCUCUAACGGAUUUCUUGGGAAUGGAAUCGGGCCGUGUUUCACUUGGGCCACGGAGAAAGCAAUCAUAGUCUAAGCCCGCCCACUCUACAUAGUAGCCCCGACCGUGGAGAUCGUCGUCCCUGUCUUCCUUCAAAUCCUAGGAGCGCUCCUGUUCGCAUUUCUCUCCGCUCUCAGUCUUUACAAUCUUCAACAUCAUCGCCUUCACAAACGACCUCGCCAUAAUCUUCACCCUCGUUUUCCAACGGCUUCCAUGCUUGAUUUCUUUCUGCGCGUACCCCGUGGCCCUAUCUCUCCCCUCUAAAAAUGAUUUGGGAAACGUGAAUCUACAAUCCCUGAACCUAUGCCCCCUGUCCCAGAGCUCGCCCCGUACCUCAACGCGUUCUCCCAAAUCAUCAACGAUUCUAAGUCGACAGGACAGGAAACCGGUUUAAAAUGGCGAAUAACACCGUUGAGAACGUCAUGGACCUACCCCCAUUACCUUUGGGCACCCGGAUUGCCAUUGCAAGCGUCCUCGCUGUCAGCUUGUAUAAUGCGUUAGAACUGUUCGUUCUGAUUUUUGUCGCCUUCCGCACAUUCAAAGGUCUAUAUUUUUGGAGCUUGCUACUUUCAACAUCAGCAGGCAUUGUGCCUUACUCCAUCGGGUUCCUGCUUGGAUAUUUCGCACCACCGAUCGAUUCGGAAUGGCCUCUGGUCACUCUGGUUUCCGUUGGCUGGUGGGUGACGACAACAGGCCAAUCCCUUAUUCUCUAUUCAAGGCUCUAUCUAGUCCUACGUAAUACCAAAGUCCUCCGCCUUGUUCUGUUUAUGAUCGUUGCCAACGCUGUCAUCUUCCAUCUGCCCGGUGCAAUCGUCUCAAUUCGCUUGAUGGUACGCGAAUCGUUUCUCGAAGCCUACAUCGCCAUAGAGAAAGUACAGAUGACAGUAUUUUGCGUCCAAGAGUUAAUCAUAUCAACGCUCUACAUUUGGGAAACCGUAAAAAUGUUGAGGCUUUCUCUAGAUAGGGGAAAUAGGAGGAUCAUGUGGCAACUUAUCAGCAUCAAUGUAAUCGUAACCGUGAUGGACGUCGGACUACUCGCCGCGGUAUAUGCAAAUCUAUACCUCUACGAACCAUCGAUCAGGGUAAUGAUAUACAGUAUCAAGCUAAAAUUGGAGUUCGCCGUUCUGGGACAGUUGGUACACUUGGCUAGUUCCCGUUCAUGCUGCUUGGACUUCACCAUAGGUUCAAACGGAUUUCCAGAUUUUGUUGACCCUACUCGCAUUACUACUGACAUUACCCAUGCCCGGAGACUCAACCCCGUAGCUUCUAAGCCAUUACGGUCGGAAUCGGAUGACGCUAUAGACACACCAAGCAUUCUUCUGCCUCCGCCUGGUGGAUCUCUAAGCGGUGACGACGGACACUAUAUGACGCGCAGUACUUGCAGCCGGUCAACACAGACCAACCCAAUUAGCCCAAGCACCACCUUGCUCCUAGGAAAUUCCUCCCGAUCAGGGUCUCGCGAACAAAAUGGAGAAGCAAGCAAUCCAGAAACAGAAUGCCCAGGUUGAGCAUCCGAACCACCGUAUACCGGCGUUUUUUAUGUCUUUAAGGACAGUAUUAUUGCGUAACGUCGCAACCUCUCUGUCUCUGGAUUGAAACGUGGACAACAACUCAUGAGUUGUGCUUACUUGCCCUCGAGGACCGGGCAUCCGUAACGGUACCUAACCAAUUCGUGUCAGGGAGAGUGGUGGGAUAUCAGUCUACCGCGGUUUGUACACCAACGAAAGAAACCUGUGGAAGCUGCUGAGAGCAGGCGAACUGGUUUUUGAGAGAUAGAGGCGAACAUUCCACCCCGGGUCCAUCUAGCACCAGAUGCUAAUCGCGGACGAUACCAUCGUUCGCCAAGCCGUUCUAUAUUACGGAUAUAUUGUGGGGAGGAUCGAAAUGUAGUGAUCAAAUACUUAAAAACCACGAGGCAAUGGGUGUUUGGGCAAUGCAACUUUAAAAACGAGACAAGUGCUUUGGGGGUUGAGGGGCGGCAGAUACAUACCGUGCGACUAUGAACAUAUUUGUGUACGAUCCCGAAUAUAAUAUAAUCGAUGUAUACUAAAACAAUGAACGUCUUAUGAUUUUGUUUCCUCUGUAA